Daktulosphaira vitifoliae (grape phylloxera) is the source of this 5610-nucleotide messenger RNA. Its product is annotated as collagen alpha-1(IV) chain-like. Gene Ontology annotation, molecular function: extracellular matrix structural constituent. NCBI's taxonomy places the organism in Eukaryota, Metazoa, Arthropoda, Insecta, Hemiptera, Phylloxeridae. Gene Ontology annotation, cellular component: collagen trimer; basement membrane. The transcript has 62 exons. The coding region runs from base 238 to 5514 and encodes 1758 amino acids. The record is from RefSeq and is a predicted model, not a curated record.
CGUUCGCUGAUAAAGCGCUGCGCGCACCGUUCGAGUGACGUCGCCGUCUACCGCCAAGAAUAUAGUGAUCCAUAGGGUCGGUGAUUGAUCAUGGUGCCCACCACGUGGUGUAUAGUAGCAGCAUCGUUGUAGCUAUAUAGUUACUCUUAACUGUAUUCACAUAAUUACAUUAAACUUUUUGUUUUUGCAUGUUAGAGACCAAAGCGUGUGAGUGAUAGUGUGCGAAAACCAACGGUGAUGGUGCGUGGCCGCGGACAUUUUUGGCGGUCCGCCGCUGUCGUUUUACUCUUUACUUGUCUGUUUUUCAUCCGAUCAACUGACCAGGCAGCAUGCAGGGGAUGUAAAAAUCCGUUCAUAUGCGAUUGUAAAGGUAUUGUUGGCGAACCCGGCGAUAAGGGUGUAUACGGCUCACAAGGCGUAGAAGGAAAUCCCGGAGAAACAGGACCUGAUGGACCGUUUGGACCCAAAGGAGAAAAAGGAUCUAUUGGAGAAUGGGGUGAUGCAGGACCAAAAGGAGAAAGAGGUGAUUCUGGUCCACAAGGGUUACUUGGCACAGAUGGAAAUCCAGGAUAUCCAGGUAUAAAGGGACUUUCAGGCCCAAAAGGUCUUGAUGGAUGUAAUGGAACCAAAGGUGUUGAAGGUAAACCAGGAAAUGUUGGCCUUGUUGGUGAAAGAGGAUUACCUGGAAUUGAUGGCUUUCCUGGUUUACGUGGUGAUCCUGGUGAUGGUGGUGCUAAUAGUAAAGGCGUUAAAGGUGAAAUAGGUAAUUUUGGAAAUGCAGGAAGAAAGGGUAUACCUGGUUAUCCAGGUAGUGAAGGACCAUCUGGCGACAUUGGUAUUCCUGGACCACAGGGACCUGACGGUGAAUCUGGUUUUAUUGGAGAAAAAGGAGAUGAUGGAGAUGCUAAAAUUGGACAAAAAGGUAUUUCUGGAGAUGAUGGUGAUCGUGGAGGGCCUGGACCUCCAGGCGAAGUCUUUGGCCAUGGACCUGUAAUACCAUCAGAUGAAACUGCAGACAGGGGACCAAAAGGAGAAAAAGGACCUAAAGGAGAGACUGGUAUUAGAGGACCAACUGGUGAUAUGGGUUUCAAAGGAAUGAGGGGCCCUGCUGGAUAUGAAGGCAUUAAAGGAACUAAAGGCAUACAAGGGAACGUCGGUCCACGCGGAAAAGAUGGAAAACUUGGACCUUUUGGACCUAGUGGUAUAAAAGGUGAUAAAGGUGCUCCAGGAUAUGCUGGCUUGGAUGGUUUAGAUGGAGAAAAAGGUGAAUCUGGUGAACUAGGACGACCUGGGUUUCCAGGGGUACAAGGUUCAGAAGGAGAACGUGGCUUGUAUGAUCCAACAUUAGACCAAAUACAAAUUGGUGCUGAAGGGCCACAAGGCCCUAUAGGAGAACAAGGUCCUCCAGGUUAUGAUGGGAUACCAGGAAAAGAUGGUCCACCAGGGCUUCAGGGUCCUGCAGGUGAACCAGGAGUUCCAGGUAUUUCCGGAGAAAGAGGACCAAAAGGUUUAUCAAUAAAUGGAGAAAAAGGAGUAGACGGAGUACCAGGACCAAUUGGAGAACAAGGGCCACAUGGUUUUCCUGGACCUGUUGGAGCUUGGGGUGAAAAAGGCCAACCCGGAACUACGGUAUAUGGACCUCGAGGUGAAAACGGGCUCCCAGGUUAUGACGGAAACAAAGGGCUUCCGGGUGACCGUGGUGAUCAAGGAUUUAAAGGACAAAAGGGAUUGCCAGCAACACGGCCUGGACAGAGACUAAUUGGUCCAAAAGGUGAACCAGGUCUUCCAGGAUUUCCUGGUAUACCUGGAACUCCUGGUGUUCCUGGUUAUGCUGGUUUAGAUGGAAAGAAAGGUAUUCGUGGAGAUGAUUGUGGUUAUUGCCCUCCAGGCCUUCCUGGUUUACCAGGUGAUCGUGGAGAUGAUGCACCUAGUGGAUUGCCUGGCCCACCUGGACCUAUUGGUUUAGUUGGAGAAAGAGGGUCAAAAGGAAUAACAGGACGACCAGGUUUACAAGGUGCCAAAGGAGUAGAGGGAAGACAUGGAGCUCACGGAAUUGAGGGCAUGCCAGGUAAUAAAGGAGAAAAAGGAAGUGUUAUCUUCCCUGAUAACUUAUUAACACUCAUUGCUGGGGAAAAAGGUCCUAAAGGAUAUUCUGGCAGUAGAGGCCCUGAUGGACUUCAAGGACCAGAAGGACCUUCAGGACGUCCUGGAAUUCAGGGUAUGAUGGGUCUAAAGGGCUUAUACGGAGAACCCGGUACUUCUGGGUUAGACGGUUCGCCUGGUGAACACGGUCAACCAGGUCAAAAAGGAGAACCAACUGACAACUUAAACUACGUUAGUUUGAUUGGAGAUCCAGGAUAUCCAGGCACACCCGGAAAGAAAGGAGACAGAGGAGAGUCAGGAAUAAAAGGUGUGUCAGGAGAUUCCCCUCCAGCAUUGCAAGAAAUAAAAGGGGAAAAAGGUAUUAAAGGAAUACGCGGUGACAAAGGUUUCAUAGGUCUUAAAGGACAAAUGGGUUCAUCGGGUGAUCAAGGUGAUAUUGGUCUUCCUGGAUCAGCUGGCUUGCAAGGAAUUGAAAUAGAAGGGCCUCAAGGCUUAAAAGGCUAUCCAGGAACAAUUGGAGAUCAAGGCUUAAAGGGAGAAAGAGGACUGUCGGGAACACCUGGUUUACCUGGAGAACCAGCUAUGCCGGGCCAAAAAGGAGAUCGUGGUGACCCUGGACAAAGUAUUUUGUAUGGAGAACGUGGUGACUGGGGUACUAAAGGUGUAAAAGGAGAACCAGGUGCUGAAGGUACUCUUGGAGCUAAAGGAUAUCCUGGUUUUGGUGGAGUAGAUGGUCUUAAAGGUCAAAAAGGUAGCCCAGGAAUAACUGGGGCUGCUGGUAAAGCUGGAACAAAAGGAGAACAAGGUAUUAGUAUUCGAGGACGACUUGGCUUCCCAGGAAUACCUGGAGCUCCUGGUUUACCUGGUGCCUUUGGAAAUCCAGGAUCAAGAGGAGUUGACGGAGAACUUGGCGAUGAAGGAAUCAAAGGUGUUAGAGGUGAUUGGGGAGCAACUGGACCUAGAGGAAUUGAUGGUGAUUUGGGACCACCUGGAAUAUCUGGGAGACCAGGAGUUAUAGGCAAAAUAGGUGAUUUGGGUUUAUCCGGCGAUGUUGGUGAGACUGGUUUAGAAGGUGCUAAAGGUGUGGUAGGAAGACCUGGAAUCAUCGGAUUAACUGGCGAAAAAGGAUUCCGAGGAGAUUAUGGUUUGGAAGGCGCUCGUGGUUUGGAAGGAGAGAUUGGAGAAAAAGGUGUUAUAGGAGAUCGAGGUCUACCAGGUCUUGUUGGUAUUCCAGGAGAUUAUUCAUUUAGUGGACCAAAAGGCGAUAUUGGUGAACCUGGAAGAAAUGGCGAAAUUGGUCCUACUGGUAUAGAUGGUUAUGAUGGUGCUAAAGGUAUACGAGGAGACAAUGGUACAAUUACAUAUGGAGAUACGGGUGAAAAAGGUUCUAAAGGAGAACCUGGAAUCGACGGAAAUCCUGGCUAUCCUGGGCGUCCUGGUUUAAUUGGCGAUCUAGGAUAUGCUGGAAUAAAGGGUAUCAUUGGAGACGAAGGUCCUAAAGGUUUUCCAGGACUAAAAGGACGAUCAGGAAUUAUCGGCUUACCGGGAGUCUCUGGUCCUCCAGGACUUUCUGGUGUUAAAGGUAUUAAAGGUGAUCGUGGUUGGGAUGGUAUUCCUGGGGAUAUUGCAAAACCAGGUCUUCCUGGAGAUACAGGAUAUGGAGGAGAUGUUGGUCCUCGGGGACCAAAAGGACCAAAAGGAUUAUCUGGUGAUCCUGGCUAUGAAGGAUAUUUAGUUGGAACAAAAGGAGAAAGAGGAGAAAAAGGUUACACACCCCUAACUGGUGAACUAGGGCCACGAGGAGCACCAGGUUUCAAAGGACCUAAGGGAACUAAAGGAGCAAUGGGUGACUUUGGUUCUAUUGGACAAGUAGGAUAUCCUGGAAAUCCUGGACCAAAAGGAGAAAUCGGAGAUGUAGGUUUACCUGGGUUGCAAGGUUUACCUGGUAUAAAUUCUGAACCAGGGGACAUGGGAAGGCCAGGAUUUGAUGGUGAACCAGGACGACCAGGAAUUGAUGGUCAAAAAGGAGCUCCAGGAGAAUAUGGAGAUGAUGGAGAAAAAGGUUUAACGGGAGCUCCUGGUAUUAGUCCAAAAGGUAUUAGAGGACCACCUGGUCCAAGAGGAAUAUCUGAACCUGGUAGGCCAGGUGUACCCGGUCCACCUGGUCUUGAAGGUAAACCUGGUUUACCCGGUUUCAAGGGUGAUCACGGUGAAUCCGGAAUUGCAUCAUUUGGAAUAAAAGGAAAUAGAGGUGAUGUUGGUCUUCCUGGUUUUAUUGGGCUUAAUGGUGAACAAGGAGAUACUGGAGAAUAUGGAAAUGAAGGCGAAAAAGGUUUACCUGGCGAAAAGGGACCCCAAGGAAUGUCAGGACAGCCAGGAAUUCCAGGUGUACAGGGUUCACCAGGAUUAAAAGGAUUAAAAGGAGACUUUGGAGAUACACCCUGGUAUAAUGAAACAGAUCUUAUAGGAAAGCGUGGAGAUCAAGGCGAUGUUGGAAUGCCAGGAUUACCUGGUCGCCCUGGAGAAGAUGGCCUUAAUGGAAUUGAAGGCGUGGAAGGUGAAACAGGUGAAAUAGGUUCUAUUGGUUUUGAAGGACCUAGAGGAUUGAAAGGUCGCAAAGGAAUGGCUGGACUUCAAGGAGCACCUGGCCGAACUGGAUCAAUAGGGUAUCCUGGACGACCCGGUUCACCCGGUGUCCCUGCUCCACCUACUAGGUCUCCACCGCAUAGAGGAAACUUCUUUACUUACCAUUCUCAGAGUGAACUAAUUCCCGAUUGUCCUAAAGACACUGUCAGACUUUGGUCAGGCUACUCACUAUUACAUUUUAUGGGUAAUGCUAAAGCGCAUGGUCAAGAUUUAGGUGCACCUGGAAGUUGUUUAAAACGAUUUAAUACAAUGCCGUUUUUGUUCUGUAAUCUGAAUGAGGUAUGUGAUUACUCUAGUAGAAACGAUUAUAGUUACUGGCUCAGCACAACAGAACCAAUGCCUAUAAUGAUGACACCAAUUAUUGGACAAGAUAUUUCUAGAUAUAUUUCAAGGUGUUCUGUUUGUGAAGCUCCUACUAGAGUCAUUGCUGUACACAGUCAGUCAGUUUCUAUACCUGAAUGUCCAACAGGCUGGAGUGAAUUAUGGAUCGGAUACAGUUUUAUAAUGCAUACUGACGCUGGUGCUGAAGGAGGUGGUCAGUCGCUUGUGAGCCCUGGAUCGUGUUUAGAAGACUUUAGACCUAGACCAUUUAUCGAAUGUCAUGGUCUUGGAAGAUGUAAUUAUUUCACAACAGCCUAUUCAUACUGGUUGUCUACGAUCGAAGAUCGUGAUAUGUUUAGAAAACCUAGACAACAAACUUUAAAAGAGAGCUCAUUGAAAACACGAAUUAGUAGAUGUGCUGUGUGUUUAAGAAAUCGUCCGUGAUUAACUUGCGAAGUAAAAUAUUACUUAUGUGUAGGUCAUUAUUAUAAUCAUUAACGCUACUAUUUCUUUAUUAAAAUUUAAUGUAUACCACAAAAA